Thunnus maccoyii (southern bluefin tuna) is the source of this 3699-nucleotide messenger RNA. It is a transcript of the gene git2b, whose product is annotated as G protein-coupled receptor kinase interacting ArfGAP 2b. Gene Ontology annotation, molecular function: GTPase activator activity; protein binding. Gene Ontology annotation, biological process: brain development; regulation of ARF protein signal transduction. The transcript has 21 exons. The record is from RefSeq and is a predicted model, not a curated record. NCBI's taxonomy places the organism in Eukaryota, Metazoa, Chordata, Actinopteri, Scombriformes, Scombridae. The coding region runs from base 155 to 2377 and encodes 740 amino acids.
AGGGAGGGCAGACGGGCUUAGUUGCCUUUGCCUGCCGUCGUUCAAUACUAUCUGGUGGACUAUCCUGUCUUAUUUUGGUCUAACUGUGUUGAAACGUAUAUUUUCUUUUUAAAUUAUUUGUCUUUCCUGGACUCUUGAGGAUUUCUAUUAAGGGAUGUCAAAGCGAGUACGAAGCAGAGAGGUCUGCGCUGAUUGCAGUGCUCCGGAGCCUCGCUGGGCCUCUGUUAACAGAGGUGUGUUGGUCUGCGAUGAGUGCUGUAGCAUCCAUCGAGGUCUAGGACGACACAGCUCCCAAGUCCGUCAUCUGACUCAUUCACAAUGGCCACCCUCCCAGUUACAGAUGGUCCAGACACUGUAUGGCAAUGGAGCCAAUUCCAUAUGGGAGCACAGCCUUUUGGACCCUUCCUCUUCAGUGAGUGGGAAGCGCAAGGCCAACCCGCAGGACAGAGUUCAUCCCAACAAGACAGAGUUCAUCAAGGCCAAAUACCAGAUGCUCGCGUAUGUUCAUCGGAUGCCUUGUCGGGAGGAUGACAGUGUAACCGCAAAAGACCUCAGCAAGCAACUGCAUUCCAGUGUUCGGACGGGGAACAUGGAGACCUGCCUCAGACUCUUAUCUUUGGGAGCACAGGCCAACUUCUUCCAUCCAGAGAAAGGAAACACUCCAUUGCACAUAGCAGCAAAAGCGGGACAAAUGUUACAAGCAGAACUGUUGGCAGUUUAUGGAGCUGAUCCCGGGGCUCUGGACUCCAGUGGGAAGACCCCCAUCGAUUAUGCAAGACAAGCUGGGCAUCAGGAGCUUGCAGAGCGGCUAGUGGAGAUCCAGUAUGAACUCACUGACCGGUUAACAUUUUACCUUUGUGGUAGGAGACCAGAUCACAGAAAUGGGCAACACUUCAUCAUUCCACAGAUGGCAGACAGAAAUAACAGUCUGGAUUUGUCAGAGUUUGCAAAAGCUGCAAAGAAGAAGCUUCAGUCUCUAAGUAACCAUCAGUUUGAAGAACUCGCCAUGGAUGUUUAUGAUGAAGUCGACAGAAGAGAAACAGAUGCAGUGUGGUUGGCUACUCAGAACCACAGUACACUUGUGACAGAUACCACAGUUGUGCCUUUUCUGCCUGUCAAUCCUGAGUACUCAUCUACCAGAAACCAGGGUCGUCAAAAAUUGGCAAGGUUUAGUGCUCACGAAUUUGCCACCUUGGUCAUUGAUAUUCUAACCGAUGCUAAACGUCGGCAGUGGGGUAACUCUUGCGACAGUCCCAGAGAGAACGUAGAGCUGAUCCUUCAGGGAAUAGACAGUUGCCAUAACAGCGAGAGCCAGGACAAUGACCAGCCAGAUUACGACAGUGUGGCAUCAGACGAAGACCCAGUACAAGAGGCAACCUGUGGAGACAGCUGCAAUGAUGGGAGGACCAAGAGCUCUGAGUCGUCUGACCUCUCUGACGGACCAAUCACAGUGCAAGAAUUUAUGGAGGUGAAGAGCGCCCUAACUGCAUCAGAAGCCAAAAUACAGCAACUUCUUAAAGUCAACUGUCACCUCAGUGAAGAACUGCGAAUGAUGCAGAGCAAGCUCAACUCCCUGCAAACUGAAAACACAACACUGCGAUGGCAAACCCCCAGCGGACAACAACACCUCCAGGGGCCCUUUGGUCGACACCCACCCCGCGGGGGCCGAGCCAUGUCCAUGUACGAGACGGGUUCUUCUCCGAGGCAGUACCCCCACCGAGGCGAGACAGCCCGGCAAGAGGAUGGAGUCGUUUUACAACCGUUCCCGACCAACAUUGGGAGGGGUCCUUUGGGGACGGCUGCUUCCUCCCUCCCUACCUUCCCCUCUUCCCUGUCCUGGUCGUGGGAUGAGAGAUCUCGAAGGGGCUGUAGUCUGGAAGGACAGAGCACUAUGCUGGAGAAUGACUAUGAUAUAACGCCCAACCACUCUGAGCUGGAGGAGUCUGGCAGCCCCCUUCCAGCCUCUGAAGCCGUGGAGACAGAGGAGGAGGGUGAGGAAGAUUCCACCCUGCCGUGCACAGAGGAUGUCAUCUGUAAGACGGAGCAGAUCACUAAGAACAUACAGGAGCUUCUGAGAGCUGCCCAGGAGACCAAACACGAAAGCUUUCUGCCCUGUUCAGAAAAGAUCUGCAUGGCUGUGUCGGAGAUGGCCGCCCUGUUUCCCAAGAGGCCGUCCUCGGAGACCGUGCGAGGGUCUCUGUGUCUGCUCACUUCAAGCGCCAGCAGGCUGCACGGAGAGUGCCAGAAGGCCGCAGAGCACAACCCCUGCCCGUCAGACAUCCAGCUGGUCACUCAGCAGGUCAUCCAGUGCGCCUAUGACAUUGCCAAAGCUGCCAAGCAACUUGUCACUGUGACAACCAAAGAAAACAACAACUAACUAAACCCCCCCCCCAAAAAAAACACUUCUGAUACACCCAAAAUACAACUUGAAACAACCUUAAAUAAUGUUGCUAAUUUCAACUUAAUCAGUGUUACCACCAUUUUUUUGUUUUCCUAUAUUAUACAUAGAAAUAUUCACAUACAUUCCUUGAGGUGGGAAAAUAUUACAAUGCAAAAUUACUGAUCAAUCAAAAGCUUUAUUUAUUUUCUUGUUUUUGUACCAUGGUAAUACAGAGUAAACAUCUUUUUAAAGAUGUAGGAGAAAACCUGUUCUCAUUCUUUACCUCACAAGGAGAUAACAGUUAAAUCCACACAAUUUCCAAAAGUGCAAUGUUGUGUGUGUGUGUCUAUAUAUAUAUAUAUAAAACAAUUAGAACAACAAGCAGUUGAGCCUUCUACAUUGUACUUUUCUACCAUAGUAUUUUAGUGGACACUUAAGGUCAUCAACUGUUCUUCUUGAGGUCUGGUGUCUGGCAUGGCUGAGCUGCCAAAGAGGACCAAAAGUCUGCAAGACACCCGUCAUCAAGGAUCAGAAUAGAUGAAUCUUAAUCUACACCAGUGACACCAGGUUAAUCUUCCUUUCAAAUUUCAAAUGUUUUUUUUUUUUUUUUUUUAAAGAUGCAAUGACAGUAUUUAACCUUGAAUCAUUGUGAUGCCACUUGCUAGGAGUUCAAAUGUUUGUUUAGUAAGCAAACUGUGAUCAUGAAAACAGCUUCAGUGCAUCGAGCACCAUGUAAGGCCAGCGACAGCGUGCAAACUUUCAUUCCAUCCAGCAGCUCCAGCAGGUGAUCUCACUGUUCAGUCCCUCCACGCUGGUUGAAGACGUGUUUAUAAGUAUCAGUAGUUUUUGGAGUUAUAAUGUUACAGCCAUACUUCUGAUGUUGUAUGUAUGUGUGUGAGUGUGUGUGUGUGUGCGUGUGUGCGAGCGAGCGCAGUUGUCCUCAAAGGCCCAUGUGAAAUCCAUUUUGAAUCAAUUUUAAUAGCAUUAUGCAAAUAUAUAAAAUAUAUGUAUCAAUGUAAUUCUUUAUCGAAAUAAUCCAAAUGCUAUUCUAUUUAUAAACUGUAUGUCAUACCUCUAAGAAAAUAUCAAUGUUUAUUUUCAUAAGCUUUUGUUUUAACAUGUUGCUCCUCACAGGCAAACGUUUGUUCUGAGGUUUGGGACGUCUCAGCCGGCAGUUAAUGUGUAGGCAACUUGUGAUUUCUGUUCAUUUGGUGUGGUGCUGUAACUCCAGUGUGUCAAGAUGCUGCCUGUACCGCCUAUGGUUUACAAUCAAUGAUGAAGUAAAUGUGCUCUCAAAGUUUAGAGUACCUGUUGUAGAA